AAGAUGGGGAAGGGAUUCGUUCCGAUGAAGGCGGUGACCUACGGCCUCUCACCUUUCCACCAGAAGAUCAUGCCUGGUCUAUGGAAGGACCUGCCUACCAAGAUCCACCAUAAGGUCUCCGAGAACUGGAUCAGCGCCACCCUCCUCCUCGGUCCCCUCGUCGGAGUCUACUCGUAUGUUCAGAACUACCAGGAAAAGGAGAAGUUGUCCCACAGAUAUUGAGAGCAUGACAUUAUCAAUAUUUGGAUGGUUUCCAACUGUGUUGCUUUAAUCUUUGUCUAUGAGCAAAUAAUAAUGUGUUGAAACUCAUUUUUGCCCUUUUGCUUCUGAGAUGCCUGUGAAUUUGAGACGUUUCAACGUUGAUAUGUCUUAAUGUUGAUAGUUUUCUUCAUUUUACUUUA
Molecule: messenger RNA, 401 nt
Organism: Arachis ipaensis
Lineage: Eukaryota; Viridiplantae; Streptophyta; Magnoliopsida; Fabales; Fabaceae
Product: cytochrome b-c1 complex subunit 8
Biological process (GO): mitochondrial electron transport, ubiquinol to cytochrome c
Cellular component (GO): respiratory chain complex III
Source: RefSeq, a predicted model, not a curated record